Agelaius phoeniceus (red-winged blackbird) is the source of this 693-nucleotide messenger RNA. The record is from RefSeq and is a predicted model, not a curated record. NCBI's taxonomy places the organism in Eukaryota, Metazoa, Chordata, Aves, Passeriformes, Icteridae.
AUGCCGGUACCGAGGACGGGGGAUGCCGGUACCGAGGAUGGGGGAUGCCGGUACCGGCGAGGGAAACGCAGCCCUACCGGCUCCCCCCUCCCCGUGCGCACCCCUCCCCGGCUCCCCCCGCCCCGCCCCGCUCCCCCCGCGCCGUUCCCGGUUCCCGGGGGGCUCUCGGGGGCACGGCGCGUUCUUCCCCCGCCGCGGCCGGGGCGGGGCCGGGAUCCGGACGGGGGGGAUGGCGGCGGGAAGGGCUCCGGGAGGGGCCCCGGGGCCGCUGCCCCCCCCCGUGGGGCUGUCCCCGCCGGUAACGUGUCCCCCCCGCGACAGCGAGCGGAGCAGAGCGGCCCCGGCCCCCGCGGAAAAGCCCUGAGGGAGGCGGGAGCCGGCGGCGAGGAGGAGGAGGAGGAGGAGGAGGGGGAGGAAGCGAGGGAAGGAGCCAGGGGAAAACAGGAGCGGGAAGAGCUCGGAGCGGAGCCCGGGAGCGGCCGGAGCGCGCCGGUGAGAGGACAGCCGGACACCCCCGCAGCCAACACCGGACCCGCCACCCCUCCUCGGCGACACUGCGCCUCCCUUUCCCGCUGGAAUUCCGCUUCCCGGCAAACCCCAUCCUCUCCUCCUCCUCCUCCUCCUGCUCCGGCUGCCAGCGGCGGUGUCACCGCAGGGCCACCAGCGGAGUGUCCCCGCAUGGUGCAGCCGUGA